Molecule: messenger RNA, 1305 nt
Organism: Metarhizium album ARSEF 1941
Lineage: Eukaryota; Fungi; Ascomycota; Sordariomycetes; Hypocreales; Clavicipitaceae
Product: Alpha/beta hydrolase fold-3
Exons: 3
Coding region: 1-1305 (434 amino acids)
Molecular function (GO): hydrolase activity
Source: RefSeq, a predicted model, not a curated record
AUGAUCCUCCGCCCCGUUUCCCUCCUGGACUGCGCGGUAGCGGCAAUCAUAAUUACGCCUCAAAUCUUCUACACUGCUGGUCCUUUGGGUGGUUUGGCCGUUGUCAUCAGGAUUCUUCCGUUUCUUUGUGAGUUCAGUCCACGUGUUUCUCGUGCCGCUCGUAACCUGACCACGUCCAAGAUAGUAUUCAGACUUCCUUUUUAUUUUCUCGCUCGCUACGUCAAGCCACGCGAUGCACAGCCGUGGUUCAUCGCCGAGUCGUCUCUAUUUGAGGACAUGAUGAUCCGGAUUGUCAGAUAUGGAUUCACGAAUUUGCCCGUCAAGACAGUCAGGGUCCUCUUUACCAAGCAUUUCGCGUAUCCGUUCUUGAGGUGGAGGAUGUUCAGGAGCGGACAUUUCAAGUUUCCCGCUCAUUUGCAGGAGAAUUUCAUUGAGCAGGGCAACACAUCUGUCACGGGUCUUUGGAUUAAGCAUGAUCCGGGGCGAGGGCCCGAUGUGGUAGUCUAUUACAUUCAUGGCGGAGGGUUUGCAUUGGGCUCGUGUUACUUUUACCUGGAGUUUCUGCUGGCCAUGCACCACUUACUACUGAAGGCUGGGUUUGAGAAUCCAGCCAUCUUUGCACUAGAAUACUCUCUCGCUCCCGAAAAGACACACCCGACUCAGGUCAACCAAGCCGUCCUUGGUUACAGACACAUUUUGGAAGAAGUCGGGGAUGCAUCCAAGGUGUGCAUCGCUGGAGAUUCAGCCGGUGGGACCUUGACGCUCAGUCUUCUUCUACAGCUGGGGAAGAAUUCCAGGGGAUUUCAAUCAAACGGCUCUACUACACUUGCUGUUCCCAAAUUGGCCGUCUUGAUCUCACCAUGGAUCACGCUCGUUUCAAAUACUCACUACCCGUCAGAGCUGGACUACCUAGAACGAGAUACGUUGUGGAAGUACGGAAGGGCGUAUGGGGGAUCAGGGGUGCAUGACUAUAUAGCAUCACCCGGCCUGUGCCAAGACGGAGAUCUCUGGACGGCAGUCAGUCCACAGCGAGGAUACUUUAUUGUAUACGGGGAGGAAGAGACGCUUGCGCCGGAUGCAGAAGCAUUCGUUCGUCAUCAACGAAGAAACAAUAUCGAGAUCGACGCCAUGGAGUUCAAAGGCGGCAUUCACGCAUGGCCGGUAGCAUCGCUAAUGCUGUCGGGGACACGGGACCGUCGGCUACAGGGACUCGAAUCUAUCGUCAGACAUGUUAGAAAGAAAUUCAGUGACGAUGCUUUCACAAGAAAGAAACGCGCUAUCUCUGACAUAGAGUCAUCAGAUUAG